Molecule: messenger RNA, 8308 nt
Organism: Spodoptera frugiperda (fall armyworm)
Lineage: Eukaryota; Metazoa; Arthropoda; Insecta; Lepidoptera; Noctuidae
Product: poly [ADP-ribose] polymerase-like
Exons: 21
Coding region: 389-3352 (987 amino acids)
Cellular component (GO): nucleus
Molecular function (GO): NAD+ poly-ADP-ribosyltransferase activity; zinc ion binding; NAD binding
Source: RefSeq, a predicted model, not a curated record
UAGAGUGGAUCUCUAUAGCGAAGGCAUGCUUUACAAAGAAUAAUUAUUAUAGAUAUAUGUAUGUUAUGUAUUUAAUGUAUGGCACGUCAUGACGUAGUUAUAGCGCAUUCCAAAGUACAUAAGUUAAAUUAUAUUCCUAUCCUAUUAGAAUUUGUGGCCUUGUCAGGGAAGAGGCCCAAAUCGGGGAGCUAUUGAUAACACUUGUUCUUGAUGCUUACUUAUGUCAACUCAUAUUGACCGGUAUAUACAGUUCAUUAAUUCCGCUGAAAAUAACGAAAAUAAGAUUAUUAAUACGUUUCAUAUGUAAAAAUUGGCCGAAGUAAUUAAGUGUAGGUAAUAAGAAUAUUCAAUUGUGAUAAAUAAGUAAGAACUUACAUCUAAUAAAACAAUGACGGAUAGAGAUUUGUCAUAUAAAGUGGAAUAUGCGAAAAGUGGAAGAUCGACAUGCAAAGCAUGUAAUAACAAAAUCGAUGAAGGUACUGUGCGAAUAGCUGUUUUGGUGCAGUCUAUUCACUUUGAUGGCAAGGAAACUAGGUGGCAUCAUGAGAAGUGUUUCUUUACAUCAAACCAGCCUACAUCUACUGCUGAAAUUGGCAACUUUUGUAAUCUUAAGAAUGAUGAUCAGACGAGAAUCAAAUCUCAAAUUGAAAAACCAUCGGGUAUGGUGGUGCCAGUUACAACGCCUAGUAAUCCUAAGAAAAGGCCUACGGACCCUGAAGCUGUGUCUCACAUUCUGGCACUCAAAGACUACACUAUCCAGUGCUGCAAGAGUAACAAGAUAUCUUGUACCCAUUGUGGCAUUAAAAUAUGCAAAGAUGAAAUUCGUAUUUCAAAAAAUGUGUUCAAUAAUUCGCUACAAAAAAAAUUUCCUUCAUCAUACCAUAUCAAGUGCUUUGUGGAACUAAGGAAUGAACUACAUUUCUAUGCUGGUGGGGAGAGUAUACCUGGAUUUAAAACUUUGAAGAAGAAGGAUAAGGAGAUGGUGAUGGCAGAGAUCAAACCGUUGAGUGACGAUGAAAUACCCACAAAGAAAUUAAAAACAGAAACAAGUGAAGAAGACAAGAAAAAAAUGGUUGAACAAAAUGAACUAUUUCACAAAUACAGGAAAGCUCUGAGUGUGCUUUCUAAGCAAGAUAUGGAAAAGCUAUUGGAGGCAAACUCACAGAAGUUGCGUUACAACUCUGGACCUAAUGAGCGUUUGGACAGCCUCGCCGAAUGCAUGGCGUUCGGUAAGCUGGAGCCCUGCGAGGUAUGCAAGCAAGGACAACUGGUGCUACUCACUAACAAAUAUAAAUGCACUGGACACUUAACUGAAUGGACGAAAUGUACCUAUGUCACCCAGAACCCUAAAAGAUUGCCAAUGGUCAUACCGACCGAGUUUGCGAAAAACCCAAUCUUCGAGAACUUCACUCCUACUACUGAUGUGAGACUAUUUGAAACUGCACCUGAACCAGAAGCUAAGCCUUUUACCCCGGCCAAGAAAGAGAUACACUCGGUCAUACCACCACUAAAAGACCUACAGUUCUAUUUUUAUGGCGACGUUAAUAAUAAGGAAGAAAUUCAUAAACGGAUCUUAAAGUUGGGUGGUGUAGUCAUUACUCAGUUGUUAGACACUACCGCAGCUGUGGUCUCUACUAAGGCUGAUGUGGAUAAAAUGCUGUUUAAAAUGAAAGAAAUCCAAUCUAAGGAUAUUCAGGUUGUUGAAGAAACAUUUUUCGAUGUUAUUGAAAAAGCCAGCUCUUGCACUGUCGCUCAGUCAUUGGAACUGAUCAAAGAAAAUAAUAUCGCUGAUUGGGGAUCAGACCCAGCUUCAAGAAUUCCCACUGAAAUAUUAGGAGAAAAAUCUUCAACUUCAACAAAUUCAGUGCUGAAACUUGCAGGAGGAUCAUCAGUAGAUCCAGCUUGUGGUUUGAACACUAGCAAAGUUCACGUGUAUGUGGAUACGAACAAUACUAAAUACACCGUGGUACUGUCACUAACUGAUAUCGUCGCUCAGAAGAACUCUUACUACAAGUUGCAGGUGUUGGAGGCCGAUGAUAAGAAAAAAUACUGGCUAUUCGUUUCGUGGGGUCGUAUCGGCACUAACUUCGGUAAAUCUAAAACAGAACCCUGCAAGUCUAGAGCAGAAGCAGUCAAAAAGUUCGAAAGUCUCUUUCAGCAAAAAACACAAAAUGACUGGAACAAUAGAGGGCAAUUUAAAAAGGUGCCAGGACGUUACUAUCCGUUAGAAAUGGACAAUGCGACCGACUUUGCCUCAAAUGAAACUCUGGUUGUGAGCGACAAAUGUGCCCUCGACAAGUCAGUACAAAAACUUAUCAUCAAGCUGUUUGAUGUCAAAACAAUGAAUAAGACAUUAACAGAAUUCGAGCUUGACACUGAGAAGAUGCCGCUGGGAAAGCUAUCGAAGAAUCAAAUCAUUGCAGGAUACAAUAUUUUAUCGGAAGUUCAAGCAUUGAUUGAUAGUGGAUCUAUCGAUAAAAUUAAGUUUAUAGACGCUACUAACAGAUUUUUCACAUUGAUCCCUCACAACUUUGGCACGAACAAUCCGCCGUUACUCGACAACGCGGAGAUAAUUCGCUCCAAAGCGGCCCUGUUAGACAACUUGCUGGAGAUAGAAUUAGCUUACAGUUUGUUCAAAAUACGAACAAAUGAAAGCAACCCCAUACUGGCCAACUAUUUGAAGUUGAAAGUGGACAUCGCACUGCUGCCGGAUGCUUCGCCCGAGUAUGGGAUGAUAAAUGAGUAUUUGGACAACACGCAUGGACACUCUCAUGUAAAAUAUUACACUUUAAGCCUUCAAAAGGUAUUUAAAGUGGUUCGUGAGGGAGAAGAUGACAGAUUCUCGCCAUUUAAAAAGCUUCACAACAGACGUCUACUUUGGCACGGAUCGCGCACUACCAAUUUUGUUGGUAUCCUUUCUCAAGGUCUCCGCAUAGCGCCACCCGAGGCCCCAGUGACUGGCUACAUGUUUGGCAAAGGAGUGUACUUCGCGGAUAUGGUGACCAAGUCUGCCAACUACUGCCGUAAAAACUAUUUUGAUACAAUUGGGUUCCUGCUGCUAUGCGAAGUUGCCCUUGGAAACAUGCAUAAAGUCAUACAUUCAAACUCGACGCCAUUGCCACGAGGUAUGGACUCUAGAUUUGGAGAGGGUGCAACGAUGCCAGACCCUGCUCAAAAUAGAAUUUUGGACGACGGUACUAUGGUGCCGCUGGGGAAACCGAUACGGAUCAAACCAGACUCACCAGAUACGCUCCGUUAUAACGAAUUUAUCGUUUACAAUGAAGCACAAGUCAAAGUAAAGUACUUGUUGCAGGUCAAAUUUAAUUACGUCAACAGUCCAGUAGUAAAGUAAUCCUAUAAGGUUAUAAUUUUAUUGCUGCUUAUGGUUGAAUUUAAUAGAGAUCUAAUAAUCAUUGUAGAUUAUUAUGUUUAAAACCGUAAGUCUAGUCUUAUAAAUUACAUACAAGACCAGAUAUAACGUAACGAUUAAGAUAAAAUAUACUGUUGAAAACUUUUUCAAAUGCCGAAGCCGAUAUUACUAAUGAGUAUUGAUUAUAAUCAUUAUUCUUUUAGGGGUAAUUUUAUAAGCAUUUAAUGUUAGUACAUAGUAAGAAAAAAAUUCUAAAGUCUUAGCAUAGCUAAGCUAAAUAAAUACAUUAGAUGUUUAAAUAAGUUUAGGUACUUGUUAUGGAUACCAAACACCGAAAAACUGUGAUUUAUGCAUUUAUACUAACAAUAGAGUUACCUAAUAUCUGUUUGUAGUACCUGACAUAAUUCAACCUCAGCAUUUAUACAAGUGCACUCAUUUUAAAUGCCAAAAGUAACAAAGUAGUAUAUUAAUUAGUUAGUGAUAUACAUACUAUAUACUUGCAAUUCAACACACCUACAUCUUUUAUGUAAAGUACACUUUACAUAAAACACUUUACAUAAAACGCGUUGCUGUAGUAGUGUAGUCUGCUGUUUGGUUCUCUUAACAUAUUUUCAGUUUUAAAAUAAUUUAUUAUAGGGACAACUACCCAAUUGCUAGCACUGCACCAAAUUAUCAGCACUCUGAAUAAAUCGACCAAUUCUAAGGUUUUCACUUACUAAUUUGGGUUUCCAUACUUAUAAAUAAAUAAAUGUAUGUUUUUGGAAUCCUGCUAUUGGGAAAAUCAUACUUUGAGACCUCAAAUUGAUGGAAAUUAUGUAAACAAACAUUUGUGUCCUGCAGUUUCUUCUGUUUUUGCCUGUUUCUUGUGAUCGCCAUUAAGGUUACGUGUUUACAUUUUAUGAUAUAUCGUAUCUUUUACAAAUUUAAUAUUGAAACUACUGAUUUCUCUGAUAUUUGGGAUAAUAUUUGAUGAUAAUCUGAAGAAUAGAAUUUGAGGUUCUGGUGAUUAAUUGGUAAAAUACGUAGUGCUGAUAAAUGGAUCGAAUAUUUUGUAAAUUCUAAAUUAUCAGCACUGGUGAUGAUAAAUGGAAAAAAGUACAUAAAUACUAAUUUCAUAUUUUUUAAUGUAAAUUAUGUUUAUUUUAUGCAAAGAAUUGAUUUUGCUUUGUAAAAGUAGUUUAUACCAUUAAAAUCCAAAUGUUAGCAUGGUGCUGAUAACUGGAUCAGAAGCAUGCUGAUAAAUUGGUUUCCCUAGAAUAUCAUCAUCUCUUCUUAUUUCUUUCUAUUUAUUUUUUCUCUUCUUAUUUUUUGUUUUAUUACCAGUAUUAUUAGCAGAAAUUUUGUAGAUGGUAUGCAAGCUACGAUAACUUUAGAGAUUAUUUUAGUAGUGCGCAAUUGGUAUGUCUUGAUAGUCAACAAUAUUUACUAACACCAGUCAGAUUACAGGACAUUUCGUAAAAUUAAUGUAAUAUUGAUAUGAUAACAAUUUACAUUAUAACUUAAGACAGAAGGUCUCUUAAGUAGGGACUAAAUAAAAUAACCGACUUGGUAUUACAUGGAUCUCAUAUUUUUUUACGGUACAUAAACUGAUGAGGUGCGAGACUUGGAUUUGUUUACAGAAUGUUUUUGAUGGUAUCUCACUUCUUUUUGUAGAUUCAAUUAUUCCAUUAAACAAUAAAAAGUAACUGCAUCAAUAACUUUGUAAUCUCAUACAUUUAUAUGGGUUUACAAAGUUAUUGAUGUGAUGAAAUUGUAACUGUAUCAAUAACUAUCUAAUCCCAUACAUUUAGGAUUACAAAGUUAUUGAUGCAGUUGAUUUAUCUAAAAAACUGGACUAAAUUUACAAAAUAUUUGAUUUUUCCCUUGAUGUAGGUUCUAAAUACUAAUUUUAUACAAAAAUUUUAAGCUUCUAUGUCUGUUAGAAGUGCCUUAUACUUUUGAUGAUCUGUCAGUCAGUGACAAAGUUUCGAAACUUUGACGCGUUAUAAUUCUUAAAUUAAUGGUUAAAAUUUAAUGUAAAUUCAAAUAUACCAUGUUUGUACAAUGCUUGCUUAGUAUCUGAAAAUUCAGGCUUCUUGUUUUAUCCACAACGAAGUUAUAUGCGGUCGAAAUUGGCCUGAAUGGUUUCGAGAAAAGGAUGGUACGGCCGUGACGCUUUUUUUUGCUCGACUUAUACAGAUAAAAGUAUAAUUAGAUUAUCUGUAAUUGUUUUGUUACCUACUUACUAACUAUAUAAAAAUAAUUAAAAACAGAUUUUAAUAAUGUAACAAAUUUUUUAAUGCAAUUCCUAACAGUGAUAGUGAGGUGCUGAUAAUUGGGUUGUUCUAUGCUAGUAAUUGGUGGAGAUGGUGCUAGUAAAUGGUGACAGACCCAUUUUUUAUUCUUACUUGUCUAAAUAAUCUUAGAUAGAAGUCAAUCAUUUUUUGCUUUUAUUAUCGUCUUCCUUAUUAAAUAUUAUAACUAUAAAAUUUGCCUUAACAGACAAAAGCCUUUUCUUCACAAUAAUAAAUUGGCUUAAAUUAGGACUAACUCUUAAAGUGCUGAUAACCGAUUCCGUGCGGAAGUCUUUUUAGCAAUCUUUAGUGCCUGGCGUCAAACAAAAUUUCUGUGAUGCCUCUGAGGCACCAAGCGCCAGAAAGUUUGAUGAUUCCCCUGGGGAAUCAUCCGCCAUGAAUUGUCACUUUUAGCUUGUUUUCGUGUUUCUACUUGCUAAAAUAAUCAUUUGACUUCGUGUAUCUAACGUAGGCAGUCAGUAAAUUCGUUCAGUGCGUUUAAAAGUGACGAUCUGUGUGUUUUUAUGGAAAUGGAAGGUAAGUGAGUAAUUUAUAAUAGGGGUCGUAAACCUUUUUGCAUUAUUUCAUGGAUUUAUUUAUUCAAGUGUUGUAAAGAAUAUAUACACGUACCACUUGAGUUUGUCGCGAGGUGAUAUUUAUUUAUUAUUAUUUAUAAUACAGUGUUUUGUAGGGAAACAAUUUUAACUUCACUAUUUUGAUGAUAAAAUUGUUUCUCUACAAAAUACUGGAUUACUGUAGAACAUUUAACUGAAUGGGAAGUCCGAUUCUAAUGAAUAAAAAAUAUUGUACUCGUAGGUACCUAUAAACAUUUACAUGAAAUAGUUAUGGCCGGGGUGAAAUAGUUAUGCACCGCACAGUUAGUAUGAAAAACUAGCGGGACAAAAUUAUUUUGUACCAAUACCAGAGCAAAGCAGCUUGUCUUGAUUCUUUGGCGUUAGAAGGAUCAUUUAAGACAUGUCCUAAAUUGACUUUUGUCCGUCUAGUUUAUCAAAAUAUUAUACUGUGCGCCGGCGCAAACAAUUAUGAACGGCGUAGUUUUAAACAAUAAUCAACCGUAUACGCAAGGAAAUACGGUACUUCGUAGGCGAAGGGCCGGCGAACAGCGCACUCUUUGUACGUUUUUAGGCAACAAUGAACCUUAUGACAAAAGCAUUUGAUUUUUGAGAAACAUUCCAGAAAGUGGGCUGUUAGAAUUAUAAUCAAUAAUAAAAUGUGUCGGCAACUUGGUUUACAACCCCUGAUGUCAGCUAAUUUGUGAAAUUACUUAAAACGAACACUGUGGGCAUGAUAAGGGUGACAAAUAAAGACACUUUUAUUUAGGGGGCUCUUUUGACGAAUGUCGUUUAAGCCGAGUUUUGUAUGAUUUAGUUUUGUAUCCUCUCGGGCACCAUACGCCAUACGCAAUAGAUUUUACAUGGUGCCUGUGCGGCAUCAUCCGCACGGAAACGGAUAAUUGGGUAGUUUACCCUACCCAUAAUGUAACAGUAAUCUCCUAUGAAACUCAAGUAUGUAAUUAAGGGUAGUAAGUGCCAUACUUUGUUUUCAUUUUAAUUUUUAAGUUGAAUUGCUUUUAAAUUUUUAAUUUUAAGUGAUACUGUUGUUUGUUGUGCCAAAUACCUUUUGUGUUUAUAAAAUAAGCGCCAAGACUACAUAGUUUAUAUGUCCCUGACAGUGAAACUGCAAUAAACUACGUUUUUGAAAAUAAAUAAAUCAAAAUUCAACGUGUUGUUCAUUUAGAAUUCGCAAUUAUUACUAUUUAUUCGAUCCCCAAAAAGGUACUUAUUCCUUACUCAACUAAUCGUACCUACAACAUUAGACCAUGUAACUACACUCAGUACCUACCUUACGUACUUUUAAGAAGACUGUUGAUAUAUUAUUAUUUGCCUACAAUUUUAUAUAGGCGCCUCACAAGUACAUACAUUUAUGAUUGAUAACUUAGGGAGAUUAACUUGUUAUCGAACUGUUAAAAAUAAUAACAUACACGAUCUCUAUUCGUUUAACAGUAUAGGUACCUAUUAUUAUUUUUACUAUUCUGAACUAUAUUCCUAUUUUCCCAUAUAUCAUCUUGACCUUGUGAAAAAAGAGGCCCGAUUAGGGAGAUUGGGAGUUGUUGUCGGCGUCGCUUUGCCGCGCCAUUAGGUCGCCUUAUUCAAACCAACAGUUCGUUCACUAACUGCGGAGAAUACCGCAAACGUAAAUAUUUUGUGUAAAAGUUGAUACAAUUUAAGAACGUUACUAGUAACUAGAGAUUUAUUACUAAUUUUUAUUACUUAUUAAACACAGAGUGGCGUAAAUUACAUAGUAAUAGUACCAUAGUAAGAAUAUAAUAUUAAUUACUUGGGUACAAUGUACCCAUUUCCAAGGGAGUCAUAUUAUGUUGACUUGAGCAUACACAAGUUUAAGGCGGAAUAUGCUAAAAGUGGAAGAAUGAAGUGUAAAGGGUGCGGCCAAGAAAUUGAUAAAGAUACUGUGCGAAUUGCUAUUAUUGAGCGUGUAACGUGUCAAUUGUUUUGCGCGAACGAAUACAAAUGGCACCAUGAACGUUGUUUUUUUAAAAAAGUCAGAGUAGUUAUUACUCCUGAACAUAUUCGUGACUUUUCUACGCUCAAGGAUAAGGAUCAGAUUAGAAUAAAAAGUAUACUUG